AUGUGGCCUAAAACAGGUCACACACCAGUUUUGCCUCCAAAGGGGAGGAGAAAAUUUGGAAGGCCAAAGAAGAAAAGAAUUAGGGCUCCAGAAGAAUAUUUGAAUCCAAAGGAUCCAACCAAGUUGAGAAAACUAGGACAGAACUCAGUUUACUGUAGAAGGUGUGGGAAACAUGGCCACAACCGGAGAACUUGCACCACACCCUUGCCUGAGGCUAAUGGAACCAUUAUACAAGCAAGGGGGAGAGGAAUUAGUGUGCAGCCAAGUGCUAGGGGGGGUUCUGUGCAACCAAGGGGCAGAGGAACUAGUGUGCAACCAAGGGGCAGAGGAACAAGUGUGCAACCGACGGGCAAUGGAACAAGUGCAAGGGGUAGAGGAGGGGGUGUGCAGCUUAGGGGCAGGGGAAAUAGUGUGAAGACAAGAGGUGGGGGAAUUGUGCAACCAAUAGGCAAGGGAACUAGUGUCAAUAUAAGAGGUGGAGGAAGUGGCAGGGGAAGUGGUGUGAAGACAAGAGGUGGGGGAGUUGGAGUGCAACAAAGAGGCAGAGGAAGUGGUGUGAAGACAAGAGGUGGGGGAGUUGGAGUGCAACAAAGAGGCAGGGGGAAUGGCAUCAAGGUUAGGGGUGGAGGAGUUGGCAUGCAGCCAAGGGGCAGAGGCAUUCAGGUUAAUGUCCCUUCUAACUAUGCACAAGCCACACAAGGAUCACAAGCUUCAAAUAUCACUUCAGUUACAACUCAAACCUUAGGAAGUGGGUUUGGCAGCACCAACAAAUGGGAAAGUCAUAACUGGGAUGCCUUCUGUAGGACUUCCCACUAUCAGAUUUCCUGGACACCAAAUGCCCCAUUGAUGAAGAAGGUGCUAGUGAUAUAG
Rhododendron vialii is the source of this 870-nucleotide messenger RNA. RefSeq lists its product as uncharacterized. The record is from RefSeq and is a predicted model, not a curated record. Gene Ontology annotation, molecular function: zinc ion binding; nucleic acid binding. The transcript has 4 exons. Bases 1 to 870 code for a protein of 289 amino acids. Lineage: Eukaryota; Viridiplantae; Streptophyta; Magnoliopsida; Ericales; Ericaceae.